AUGCUCAUCAUGCGGCUCACGUUAGACGGAUCCUUAUGUCAGCAAGAGGCUAUAAUGUCGCGCGGCCGUGCGUGUCGCGGCCACCAUGGUACCAACUCCGCAUGCCGCGUUAACACGCAUUACCCACGCAUAACAUUAACGCAAGAAAUCUGCAUCACUUGCAUAAUGACAACUGUCAAUUUUCCACUUGUGGUGCUUGGCACCGUUGUCACAGGAUGUGCCAAUUCGCUCUUCAGCAAGUACCAAGAUAACCAAUGCGUACGGAAUUGUGAUGGACCUGUGGCAGAUCAGCAUUUCUUUGAGCAGCCAGCACUUCAAACUCUUCAAAUGUUUGUUGGAGAAUUGGCAGUGUAUAUAGUGUAUAAGUACAUGUAUAGCUCGAAACGUCCGCAACCUCAAGUGGGAGUUCCUGCCGAGGAAUUGAGCUUGUCAGAGUCGUUGAAGCUCGCUAUACCGUCGAUAUGUGAUUUAUGUGCCACAACUAUGCUCAAUGUGGGGUUGUUAUACACUCCAGUUUCAGUGUACCAGAUGAUUCGAGGGUCGUUGGUUUUAUUUGUAGCGUUGCUUCUGGUGGUAUUUCUUGGUCGCAAGAUCACCAGAAUUGAGUGGACGUCACUUUUCUUGGUGACAUUGGGAAUUGCAUUGGUGGGAUUGAGUGGUUCUAGUAAUGCAGAUGGUGCUGAUUCCGGCAAUAUCAACAAACCUCCAUCUUUGGUGGCUGUUGGAAUAUCACUUAUUGUCGUCGCAGAGCUCUGUCAAGCCGUCCAGUUUGUUGUGGAAGAACAUAUUUUGGGUGCUAAAGAUAUCGUUCCGCUCAAAUUGGUUUACCUUGAAGGAUUUUAUGGGUGUACAAUUUUGCUUUUUGUUUUAAUUGUACUCAAUUUUGUGGUUGGCGCCUUGCAAAAUCCAAAAGAUUUCACUGAGUCUCCGUUCAACAUUCGAGAGUCGUUUUCCCAAAUGUUUGGCAAUGGAAUAGUGCUUUUUUCAUCAAUUAUGAUUAUGGUUUCUAUUGCAGCUUUCAAUUAUUUCGGUAUAACUUUGACCCAUAUUCUGUCUGCGACCGCCCGGUCCACCAUUGAUGCGUGCAGAACACUUUUGGUGUGGAUUUUGGCACUAUUCUUUGGCUGGGAAUCGUUUCUUUGGUUGCAAAUGUUUGGGUUUGUCUUGUUGGUACUUGGAACCUUGGCUUUCAACGGAGUUAUACACCCGGAAACCUGGCUGUGGGUGCCUCAAUGGUUUAAAAAGAACAGCCACCACGUCCCAAUUGAGGAACCAUUGCUUGCGUAG
Molecule: messenger RNA, 1287 nt
Organism: Meyerozyma guilliermondii ATCC 6260
Lineage: Eukaryota; Fungi; Ascomycota; Pichiomycetes; Serinales; Debaryomycetaceae
Exons: 1
Coding region: 1-1287 (428 amino acids)
Biological process (GO): pyrimidine nucleotide-sugar transmembrane transport
Cellular component (GO): Golgi membrane; intracellular membrane-bounded organelle
Molecular function (GO): pyrimidine nucleotide-sugar transmembrane transporter activity
Source: RefSeq, a predicted model, not a curated record